Molecule: messenger RNA, 1188 nt
Organism: Triticum urartu
Lineage: Eukaryota; Viridiplantae; Streptophyta; Magnoliopsida; Poales; Poaceae
Product: F-box/kelch-repeat protein At3g61590-like
Molecular function (GO): protein binding
Source: RefSeq, a predicted model, not a curated record
AUGAUCCGCCGGCCGCUGGAGGACGAGGACCUGCUGGAGGAGAUCCUCCUCCGCCUCCCUCCGAGUCCAUCAUCGCUUCCCCGCGCGUCAAUCGUAUGCAAGCGCUGGCGCAGCAUCGUCUCCGACCCCGAAUUCCUCCGCCGCUUCCGCAAGCACCACCGGAAACCCCCGCUCCUGGGCCUGUUCGGCCCCGAAUCCUCUCCGGGUGCCAGCGCCUUCAGUCCCGCUCUGGACCCGCCCGACCGCAUCCCUCCCAAGCGCUUCGCCGUGCCCAGGAGCAGCAGCAUUGGACCCGACGACGAUGACCGCUGGGACGUGCUCGGCUGUCGCCACGGCCUCGCCGUCCUAGCCAACGUGCCGCGGCGCGUGAUCGCCGUGUGGGAUCCGCUCACCGGCCGACAGCGCCGCGUGGCCUUUCCGCCCGGGCUCGGCUCCGUCCCUUGGGUGAUAUAUCGGCAGGCCGCGGUGCUGUGCGCCGAUGCCGGAGAAGGGCACGUGCACGGCGACUGCUUCUCGAGCCCGAUCAAACUGGUCUUGGUCUGGGUUGUCGUCAUAAGCAGGCAAGCAUGCGCCUGCGUCUAUGAAUCGGCCACCGGUGUAUGGGGAGACAUUGUCUCUACAAAGAUUACACCUCAGUUUUUUGACAUAAAGCCCGCCAUCCUUGUUGGGGAUGCACUUUGCUGGUGUCUUUCUGGUGGCGAUGCCCUUACAUUUGGUCUUGGAACCCAGAGCCUUGGUGUGAUCAAGAAGCCGAUACUUUCCCCUUUGACCGACUUGCGCUACGGAAUGAUUCAGCUCUUCCGGACAGAGGAUGGUGGGCUUGGGUUCACGCAUUUGUUGGCGCACACCAUGAAAUUAUGGGUGCUGGGAUCAAACCGUGACGGUAUUUCCAGAUGGGUGCUUCUGCAAACCUUUCAGCUGGAGGAGCUCUUUCCACAGGGAACGUUUAGUGACUUCGAAUGGGCAAGGAUGACGGGGUAUGAUGAGGACACAAAUGCGAUUAUUUUGUCUACGGCGAUUGGCGACUUCACGUUCCAAGUUGACACGGGCGAGAUCAACCAUAUUAUUAAAAGAAAUGGCAGACGUUGCCAUGCUUAUUAUCCCUACAGAAAUUUCUAUACCGCGGGUAAUGCCUCCCUAUCUAUACUUUUGGUAGAGUACUUGAUUUCUGUAAUAUUGUUCAUGUGA